Messenger RNA from Neohortaea acidophila, 675 nucleotides. RefSeq lists its product as uncharacterized. The transcript has a single exon. Lineage: Eukaryota; Fungi; Ascomycota; Dothideomycetes; Mycosphaerellales; Teratosphaeriaceae. Bases 185 to 637 code for a protein of 150 amino acids. The record is from RefSeq and is a predicted model, not a curated record.
GGGUUGAAUGCUGGAGAAGAAGGAGGAGGAGAAGGGUGAAAUGUCGAAUGCAGGGAAAUGAAGAUCAAUGGGUGGCCAGGGGUUGAGUUUAGGCUGACGCGUAAGGACUCCUUUUAGAUCUCGCGCGGUGAUUGGCGGAGCCGGCAUCGCAUCGCGCUCAACCCUCGCCAGUACGAGCUUCGGCAUGCUAUUCAUCGCCACCUCCAGCCUUUUGCCACCACGCGAUACCCACCACAUUCAGCAUUCCACCACCCGACUCAAGCAAUCCCCAAGUCCAGCCAAGCGCGAGGCUGGCGGUGUUGGCGAGGCGAAGGCGCCGAGGAUUUCUGUGAAGCUUUUUACUCAGCCAAAUUCCUCCCCUCGCUCCUGCCUCGCCCUCGCUCCUUGGCUCCUCGGCCAGCCAAAGCUUAUUUUCCCCACCACCAGGACCACCACGCGAACCCGCCCCAGCCGACCAGCAAUUUAUUCUCCGCGCAGCAGUCUGAGAAACAAUGAGGCAGUGCCCAUGACGAAGCCUCGCCAACGGUCAAGUCUCCACGUGCACGGCAAGUUCAUUUCAUGCAGAGAUGGCGAGCCGAUCAAACUCGCCUCAAAGGAACAACACCGCCUCCCCUUCUUGCCCCCGUCUCGUUCUUGAAACUCUCGUCAUGGAAAGCUGAUACGCACCCGACCUGC